Aspergillus calidoustus is the source of this 1080-nucleotide messenger RNA. The record is from the annotation of a GenBank genome assembly. Lineage: Eukaryota; Fungi; Ascomycota; Eurotiomycetes; Eurotiales; Aspergillaceae.
AUGGCUCGUAUCAAAGACCUGAAUGCGCACGAGGUCCCGCCCGAGGCGAUUCGGCUGCGCUACAAACAUUACCACAAGGCUUCGCUCGUGGACAUCAACGCGGACCUGGCCAUUGUUGAUUUACAGGCGCUGGAUUUGGAGAAUUUACCAACAGAGGUCUCACUUGUUCGACAGAUAUCACCGGCUGAUCUUGAACCGGCUUUUGCCAAGUUCUUCGACCAAUCCACACGUGCCGACGAACCACUCCCGCAGAGUAUCCCCGUUUAUACUCAUCAAUCGGUGACUGGUCUACUGAUGGUCCCGUCUCUGUUCCCACCAUCAGUUCAAGUCGAGCUGCUCUCCCGCUUGCUCCACCGGGACCUGCCAAACAGCGACCACAAGACCAACCUGCAUCUUCAUUACGACGUGACCUACCCUGUAAAGAUAGAGGACGGCGUCAAGUACCAAACUAAGACCCCGAAGGCCACACCGAGAGAACAACCCCUCUCCUUCUUCGAAGAUGACCAGACACGUAUCUUUCGACCGAAAGAUCCCAACGUGCACAAACCAUUCACGAUGCAGACCACCCUAACCAAGAAGCUCCGGUGGGUCACCCUCGGCGGGCAGUACGACUGGACCGCCAAGGUAUAUCCGUCCGAGCGUCCACCGGCCUUCCCAGAGGACAUUGCCUCCCUUCUCCGUGCAGCUUUCCCCGAAACAGAGCCUGAAGCCGCAAUCCUCAAUCUCUAUUCACCAGGGAACACUCUAAGCCCGCAUCGCGACGUCAGCGAGGAGUGCGAUGCUGGUCUGAUCAGUGUGAGCUUCGGCUGCGAUGGCUUGUUUCUCAUUAGCCACGACAAUGGGGAGGGGUGUGAGGUUAUCCGGCUGCGUUCGGGCGAUGCGGUGUAUAUGGAUGGAACGUCCCGCUUCGCGUGGCAUGCGGUACCGAAAAUUAUACCGAGCACUUGUCCGGCCUGGUUGCAGGAUUGGCCCUGUAUUGAUGGUGAUGAGAGUGUGGAGCGCUACGAAGCUUGGAAGGGAUGGAUGGCUGGGAAGAGGAUUAAUUUGAAUGUUCGACAGAUGGUCGCCGAGCAGAAUUAA